Molecule: messenger RNA, 1227 nt
Organism: Trichoderma harzianum CBS 226.95
Lineage: Eukaryota; Fungi; Ascomycota; Sordariomycetes; Hypocreales; Hypocreaceae
Exons: 5
Coding region: 1-1227 (408 amino acids)
Source: RefSeq, a predicted model, not a curated record
AUGAUGAACAAAUUCAUUGUUGGCGCGCUUGGCCUCGUUGCCGGUGUGGCCGCAACUCCAGUGGAGCUCAUCGAGCGCAACGCCUGCAGAGAUGACAGUCUGUACAAGUGUUUCGUUAGCAGAGAAUACUCUCACUCGGCUUCUGCGUAUUGCUCUGCUCUCGCUCCGGCUACGCAAACAGUCACAGUAGCAGAGCCUACGGUAACAUCAACUCUGUGGGUCACCAGCACUGCCGCUGCCACGACCGACUUCCUCAGCUCUACAACAACCGUUUAUACGGCCACGUUUCCAAUUUCCACAGAAACAGAUAUCGAAACGGACUUUGAGACUUCCAUCCAGACUGCUAUCGUUACUGCAAUUGCGACUGCAAUUGAGACAGACCAGGCGCCGCCGCCGCCUGUCAUUACCCAUGCUCCAUUCAAGCGUGGAAAGCCUGGGCAGCCCAAGUGUAUGGCCACCAAGUGCUUCGUCUACUCUCCUGAGCGCAUCACUGCCGCUUGUGAUUGUAUCAAUGUGACGCCCAAGACGGUCACAGUCUCUCAGACAGUUCCUGCUGCGACUGUCACAGUGACUUCGACCUCGGUUAUUACACCUGGCGUUACAGCACCGGCAUGGCAAACUGUGGCGACAGAACUUGAUAGCGCUACUGUCACAACCACUGUCACGGCCACUACUACCACGACCGCAACCGUCACCGUGACCCCCACGCCAGUCAACCUCAUCCCCAACGGUGAUUUCUCGGCCGGUCUGAGCCCAUGGGUCACCUCGUCGAGCUCCUCCGGCGCUUGGACAAGCAUCGGCGUGAGCAAUGCAAACAGCCCCAACGGCGAAUUGAACGCUUUCCAUGCCACCAACAUCCGCAAUACUGCACCACUCAUCGUUGUUAGCGCUCCCUUCAAACUGCAGGUGAAGUCCGCAUAUCAACUUUCUUUCAUGAUCGCAACCACCUCUACCGACAGGAGCUGGAAGAGCAAAGUCACGGCCUCGAUUGUCUGUGGUUCGACAUCGCUUGAUGUCCCUAGCUUCAACCAGGCGACAUCAGGUCCCGGUGCGUACUUUACAAGCACGGGCAUUAUCAACACUCCUGUGACAAACAGCGUAUCGACUAUAAACCAGUUGAACAGCUGCCAGCUGAAGGUUGGGCUCCCUAUUACUUCGACGGUGCCUUCUACGUGGUACUUUGCCGAUGCUGUCCUCCAGUUCGACCAUGCUAUUAAUAGGUCGUAG